GCCUAUACCAUGGCUGUUACGGAAAAAUGCGAUGUCUACAGCUUCGGGGUGGUGGCAUUGGAAACCAUGUUUGGGAGUCAUCCGGGGGAUUUUCUUGCAUCCGUGUUCAUGUCCAAAUUACAAUUUCCGCAAAACUUGUUGCUAAAGGAGUUGUUGGAUAAGAGGCUACCGGCUCCCGAUGACGAAGAUCUAAAGGCGGCAAGAGAUGUGGUUCGUGUAGUGAGAAUAGCACUAACAUGUGUGAGUUCAGACCCAAAGUCUCGACCGUCGAUGAGUCGAGUUUGUGACCAACUUGAUGUCCGCGGGCCACCACUUCCCAUGCCGUUACGCAGCAUAUCUAUCUCGCACCUCAUGCAUAGUUAGUGAGUUAUUUUGAAAAGAAACUCGAUAUUAUAAUUCAGAGUAAUUAAUUUUACCAAAAUAUCAUAGCAUAUUCGGCCAAAUUUUUACUCGACUGCACAAAUUGUCAGCUUAAUAGCAUGUGCUAAUCUAUAUAAAUGUUACAAAUAAUGAAGUUACAAAUUUCAAUAUGUUGUUAUUAUGCUUUCACGUAAAAUAAUGAAGUUAUUUGAAU
This is a messenger RNA of Erythranthe guttata (spotted monkey flower), 574 nucleotides long. The record is from RefSeq and is a predicted model, not a curated record. Lineage: Eukaryota; Viridiplantae; Streptophyta; Magnoliopsida; Lamiales; Phrymaceae.